GCUUAAUGGUGAUGGUUAGAAACAAUGACUUGGCAUUAGGAAGGCUGCUAAUUGGGUCAAAGACAAAGAUGACAAUCUGGGCUGGUAGCAUGAUGAUAUUUUGUCCAGAGAAUUGAGGAAUUGCUGAAAUCUGUUCCUGACCAUGGCCACUUCUCACCAUGAGGGAGAUAUGAGCCCAAGAAACAAUGGCAAGGAGAGUAAAAUUUAAAAUUUUUCCCAGUCAAUUCGGGCUUUGACCCCACACCCCAUUACAUUUAACUAGUACAUUUUGCUGUGUUUCUUAAUAAAGAAAAAGAAACAAAAAGUUCUCUUUUUCCUAGGUCUAAAGAGCAUUAGAUGAAAGCAAGCCUUGACACUCACUCUCUUCACUUGAUUCCCAUGGAGCCUCCUAACCACAUCUCAGUUUUACUUUGUAAUGGGAGCAGAGGCCAGCCAGACAUUCCUGUGAACGCCUGAGGGCACGGGACCAGAGAGAAGCAGACAGCAAGAGAAUACUGUACACAACCUCCCCAAGCUCAGCACUGAUUUUUGUUCAGGUGAUGCUAGCAGCCGUACCAGAGCUGACAGCCAUCACCUGGGGAAAUAUCAGUUUUCAGAGGACACUGGUCUCUUGCUAUUUAGCUUAUUUAGGGUGAGAGGGAAGGAAGGAGGGAAAGAGACAAAGACAGAUGCUGGUCUCUACCCAAUGCUGAGAGUUCCUCUCCACUGCAGAGGGGGAGAGGACAGAAGAAAGAGCCACAUCCACACUUACUAUUAUUAUUUUACAUAGAUGAUUCCAUUAACUAUAUAAAUAGGUGCAGUCAGAGUCUUAGUAUUUGAUCAGCCAGAUCCUUGGAGAGGAGCAACAAGGCUUGCCUUACCCAUCUUUGGAUUAGGAGUGAAGAGGUGGCCUACAGCUCCUCCUAAAGGACAUUGAGCAACACACCUACACUCACCAUUGUUCUCUGCUCCAUAACAGAAUGUGUGGCAGAUUCCUGAGGCGGCUGAUGGCUGAGGAGAGCUGGCACUCCACCCCCGUGGGGCGCCUCAUCCUUCCGGUGCUCCUGGGAUUCCGCCUCAUACUGCUGGCUACCAGUGGGACGGGGGUCUAUGGCGAUGAGCAGAGUGAAUUUGUGUGUCACACCCAGCAGCCAGGCUGCAAGGUUGCCUGCUACGACGCCUUCCUCCCCCUCUCCCCACUGCGUUUCUGGGCCUUCCAGGUCAUGUUGGUGGCUGUGCCCAGUGUCCUCUACAUGGGUUUCACCAUGUAUCAUGGCAUCUGGCAUUGGGAAGACUCAAGAAAAGUGAAGAAGGAGGAGGAGACCCUGAUCAGACAAGGACAGGGCAGCACAGAUGUCUCAGGGGCUGAAAGCCCCAAGCUGCUCUGGGCCUAUGUGGCACAGCUGGGGGUGCGACUGGUCCUUGAGGGGGCAGCCUUGGGAGGGCAGUACCAUCUGUAUGGGUUCAAGAUGCCCAGCUCCUUUUCAUGUCGCCGAGAGCCUUGCCUUGGUAGUAUAACCUGCCACGUGCCCCGCCCCUCUGAGAAGACCAUCUUCCUAAAGACCAUGUUUGGGCUCAGUGGGCUCUGUCUCUUCUUUACUCUUUUGGAGCUGGUGCUCCUGGGCCUGGGGAGAUUGUGGCAGACCUGGAAGCAAAAAUCUUCCUCUUCUAACUACUUCACAACUUCAGAGACCACCAGAAAACACAAGGAACCAAACGAUAACUUCCCAGUGGUGGAAUCAAAAGAACAGUUCCGAGUAGCAGAGUUAUAAAAACACCUGGCUCCACUCUGAAGUAUACCCCAUGACUGGAUCUUCUCCCCAACAUCCAGUGAGUGGGGAUACAUCUCCGUGACAAGUUAGAGGCUGUUGCCAUGCUGCCUAAAGCAUUUCCUUGAAG
Messenger RNA from Myotis lucifugus (little brown bat), 1878 nucleotides. RefSeq names its product gap junction protein gamma 3 (gene GJC3). Gene Ontology annotation, cellular component: connexin complex. The record is from RefSeq and is a predicted model, not a curated record. Lineage: Eukaryota; Metazoa; Chordata; Mammalia; Chiroptera; Vespertilionidae. Bases 960 to 1751 code for a protein of 263 amino acids. Gene Ontology annotation, biological process: cell communication. The transcript is spliced from 2 exons.